UGGAGGAGAUUCCCCUUUGGUGCCCGCGCGCGACCAAGGGGAUUCCUCGUUUGGAACGUUCCCGGGCAGGUUGGGGACGGGAGGGGGACUUCUGCCGAGGGGGUUCCCGUGCCGGCUGCAUUCUGCUUCGGUCUUCUCUCCCUUGGACAGGUGGGUGGAGGAAGCGAGCCAGCGCAGCACAGAGGCACCUUGAAAGUGUUGACGAGCAAGACUGGAGGAAAUGAAAGGACAGUUAAGGUAACUGGGUUGCUUUGCCAUUGGCAACGGUAGAACCGGCACAUCUUUGCAAAGUGAUUCAAGGAUUAAAGAGAUCAAGCUUACAGGCAAUCCAAUGGCUGACCAAAGGAUGGACAUUUCCUCUACCAUCAGUGAUUUUAUGUCACCUGGUCCCACUGAUUUGAUUUCUAGUUCUCUUAGCUCUUCAGGAAUGGAUUGUAACAGGAAGAGGAAAGGAAGUUCUACCGAUUACCAGCUCGAUGGGUUUUCUUUUGACGAAAGCAUGGAUACAGAUAAGGAUGAUCAACAUGGAAGGUUGGAAUAUACAGACCAACAGGGCAGAAUAAAAAAUGCAAGAGAGGCUCACAGUCAGAUUGAAAAACGGCGGCGUGACAAGAUGAACAGCUUUAUUGAUGAAUUGGCUUCUUUAGUGCCAACAUGCAACGCUAUGUCCAGAAAGCUAGAUAAACUUACUGUUCUGAGAAUGGCGGUUCAGCACAUGAAGACUUUACGAGGUGCUACAAAUCCAUACACUGAGGCAAACUACAAACCCACUUUUCUCUCAGACGAUGAAUUAAAGCAUCUGAUUCUUAGGGCAGCAGAUGGCUUUCUCUUCGUUGUUGGUUGUGACAGAGGGAAGAUACUCUUUGUUUCAGAAUCAGUCUUCAAAAUCCUCAAUUAUAGUCAGAAUGAUCUGAUUGGCCAAAGCCUGUUUGAUUACCUGCAUCCUAAAGAUAUUGCCAAAGUUAAGGAACAACUCUCUUCUUCAGAUACUGCCCCAAGGGAAAGGCUCAUAGAUGCAAAAACUGGACUUCCAGUCAAAACAGAUAUUACACCUGGGCCAUCACGACUGUGUUCUGGAGCAAGACGGUCAUUCUUUUGUAGGAUGAAAUGCAACAGACCUUCAGUGAAAGUAGAAGACAAAGACUUUCCUUCCACCUGUUCUAAAAAGAAAGCAGAUCGCAAAAGCUUUUGCACCAUCCACAGCACAGGAUAUUUAAAAAGCUGGCCACCAACAAAAAUGGGACUAGAUGAAGACAACGAGCCUGAUAAUGAAGGCUGUAACUUAAGUUGCCUUGUUGCAAUUGGACGUUUGCAUCCUCACGUAGUUCCUCAACCAUUAAAUGGAGAAAUCAGGGUUAAGCCAACAGAAUAUGUUUCUCGGCAUGCAAUUGAUGGCAAAUUUGUAUUCGUAGAUCAGAGGGCAACUGCAAUUUUGGCAUAUUUACCACAGGAGCUUCUAGGCACAUCAUGUUAUGAAUAUUUUCAUCAAGAUGAUAUAGGACAUCUAGCAGAAUGUCAUCGACAAGUUUUACAGUCAAGAGAGAAAAUCAGUACUAAUUGUUACAAGUUUAAAGUCAAAGAUGGAUCUUUUCUUACACUGAGGAGUUGUUGGUUCAGUUUCAUGAACCCUUGGACCAAAGAAGUAGAAUAUAUUGUCUCAACAAACACAGUGGUUUCUGCUAAUACGCUUGAUGGUGGAGAUACAUCUUUUCCACAACUAGCAGCUUCACCUCACAGCAUGGAUAGUGUACUUCAAGCAGGAGAAGGUGGUCCAAAAAGGGCCCUUCCCACAGUUCCUGGUAUUCCAGGUGGAACGAGAGCCGGUGCUGGUAAAAUUGGCAGGAUGAUUGCUGAAGAAAUAAUGGAGAUCCAUAGGAUACGAGGAUCUUCCCCUUCAAGUUGUGGCUCUAGCCCAUUGAACAUGACCAGCACGCCUCCCCCUGAUACUUCAUCACCAGGAGGGAAAAAGGUUUUGAAUGGUGGAACACAAGACAUUCCUCCUGUCAGUAUAUUGCCUGGCCAGAUACAAGACAAUCCAGUCUAUCCAUAUUCUGACAACAACUCCAUUCUUGGGGAAAACCCCCAUAUAGGCAUUGAUAUGAUAAACAAUGACCAAGGAUCCAGCAGCCCCAGCAAUGAUGAGGCAGCGAUGGCAGUCAUCAUGAGCCUUUUGGAAGCAGAUGCAGGGCUUGGUGGCCCAGUUGAUUUUAGUGACUUACCAUGGCCCUUAUAGAUGCUGCCCAUAAGCUUUGACAACAGAAUAUAUCAAAGUGCAUUAUUGGUGGAGUUCUCCAAUCUGUGAAGCUUGCUGAAUUGCUUUGGUGUUUUAAUUUGAUAAGCCAUAUCAGAGAACAGUCAUACUUCUCCCGUGUGUACUUUUUGACCAAGUGGAGAUGAAUUUGCAAUGGUGUUCCUAUCAUUUUUGUUAGCUGUGUAUAGCUUGCAUUAAUUGUAUAUUUUGGGUAUUGUUUUUGUGUUGACUUUUUUUAAAAAAAAAUCACUGUGCAAAUUAAGCACUAGCAUCACUGGUAGCUUUUAUAUGCAAAUGUCAUUUCAGCUAUUUGGUGUUUUUACACUACAGAGAAAAUCCCUAUGUGGAUAAGGAAUAUUUCUUAUACUAAUAUAUCAAAGCUGUUUCUUGUAAGAUCCUUUACUAUAAAUAUUGUUGAAGUGUAAUGUAUUAGACAGUUAAAUAUUUUUAAAAUAAAAUGUUUUCUUUGUUCUAAA
Thamnophis sirtalis is the source of this 2727-nucleotide messenger RNA. RefSeq names its product basic helix-loop-helix ARNT like 1 (gene BMAL1). Gene Ontology annotation, biological process: regulation of DNA-templated transcription. Gene Ontology annotation, cellular component: cytoplasm; transcription regulator complex; nucleus. The record is from RefSeq and is a predicted model, not a curated record. Lineage: Eukaryota; Metazoa; Chordata; Lepidosauria; Squamata; Natricidae. Gene Ontology annotation, molecular function: protein dimerization activity; DNA-binding transcription factor activity.